This is a messenger RNA of Rotaria sp. Silwood1, 1026 nucleotides long. The record is from the annotation of a GenBank genome assembly. Lineage: Eukaryota; Metazoa; Rotifera; Eurotatoria; Philodinida; Philodinidae.
AUGGCAAAAUCUUUUUUUCGUAAUAUUACUGAUCAAAUAACAGGUGGUAUUAGUAAAACGACUGAUGUACAAAUAGUGCAAGCUGUUAAUCAUUUCGAAGAUGAACAUUCAAAACUAUUGAAAUUUAGGCGUGAAUUUGACAAAUAUACUCAAGCUAUACUACUAUUCGACAAUGCAUCAUUUCGCUUUUUUGAUUUUAUGCGUUCACUUACCGAUUCCUCAUGGCCUCAUCAAUCAACAGUCGAUCAAUUAUGUGUCGAUAUAGGACGUACUCGUAAUGAACAUUUACAACAUUUAAAUAAACAGACUAUUUCUAAUAUUAAUAUAUCAUUGGAUGCAUUCGAAAAAAUGAAAGGUCGUAUUGUUGAACAAUGUCGUAUACAACAUGAUUAUGAUAAAACACGUAAACAAUAUCAAACAAGUUUAAAACGUGAAGAGCAAAUAAAAAUCGAUCGUAUUAAAAAUGAAAUAGAUCAAUUGAAAUCUGCAUUAAAUUUAAUAAAUUGUGAAUUACGUGAAGAUUUAGGAAAAUUUCAUCUUGAUCUUCAAAAUCAUCAUAGAAAAACCAUAAUAGAUUUAUUUGGUACACAUGGUGACUUUUAUAGAAAUUCCUAUAAACUAUGUUCAUAUUUUGUUGAAAGACUUCGAGGAAAUCCUUCAAUGAAUUCAGCUAAUACUAAUAAUAAUAAUAAUAAUGAUAAUGAUAACGAACAUGACUCUGAAAAAGAAAUACAAUCAUCUACUGACGAUUCAAACAAGAAAAAACCUGAUUGUAUAUCACUUUCCCAACCAAAACGAACAUAUAAAAUUUUACAUGAAGCACAUGUUAUACAUGAUUAUGAAGCUGAAAAUGAAGAUGAACUUAAUUUAGUAAAAGGUGAAUACAUAUCCAUUAUUUCUUUUUACAAUGAAGAAGAUAAUAUACGUGAUGAAGGUUGGGAAUAUGCUGAAAAAUCUGAUGGUACUAUUGGACUUUUUCCAGUGAAUUUUGCUGUACGAUUGUAUGAUAAUGAAGAAAAACAAUAG